Messenger RNA from Paramuricea clavata, 7410 nucleotides. The record is from the annotation of a GenBank genome assembly. Lineage: Eukaryota; Metazoa; Cnidaria; Anthozoa; Malacalcyonacea; Plexauridae.
AGAUUCCAUUUGAUGAGCCAUGUGCGCGCGCAAGGUACAGCUACGACGCCAGAGAACCUGGGUAAGUAUCUUUAUGAAAAUCAACUGAAUUUAACUAGUGAUGCGAACGGAAUUCAUAAUUUCAAAAUUUGCCUGAAAGAAUGCAUCCUAUACUAAUGCAUCCUAUACUAGCUAAAUAUUGUUGAAAAAAUCAUAAUUCAAUGGGUGCCUGCAGUGAGCGGCGAUCGCAAAAUUUAAUUAAUGAUCCCCUGUAUAUACACAAUUUCUUGUAGUCAUAGAAUCGUCUGCAUGUAGGCUAGACGGGAAGAGUUAAUAUUUAGGUUCUCCUCAGCAGUGGCAUUGGUUAUAUACAGUAUAAUUAUCCCCUUUGUUACCCCCUUGCUAUAGUCGACAAAUACCGGAAACAUCGUUGGAGACAAGGAAACUAGGGCUUCGUACUUAACGAAGCCAUUACCGUGGGAAAUUUCAAUGUGAUAUCCAGUUACCCACGUUAAGUGAAAUUGGUUUUCUCAUGUCAUAGUUUGUUGAAAUGUACAUCAAUACAUUGACAGUAUGAUUUAGUGUUGAUUUGGGACAUUUGAUAAUAAUAUUAUAUAGCAGGAUUAGAAUCAGUGUGUAUUGUAUUUUUGCCAAAUCCACCAAUAGCAAUUUCCAAUUUACCCUACCAUUCGAGUCACGGAUAGGAAACUUUCCUAAAGGCUAAAACAUUACUAUUGGUUAGUUGGACAAACAUACAAUACGCACGUGACGGUGAAGGACCAGAUUUAUGAAUAAGCGUUGAACUAACAUAGAUAAUGAGUUAUAUUGUUAUUGGAAUGAGUUUCACAGCCAUCUUCCCUUCGAUAGGCUAUGCCUAUGGUUUGAUAAACAACUAAUCCCUAAACUUUUAUGCAUAGGGAUUUAAAUUUAAAGAAAGGUGAUUUGGUUGUGCUUCUGCAAAGAAUUGAUGAGAAUUGGUUCAUUGGUGAAAUUUCAGGACAACAAGGUUAUCUACCUGCAAAUUUUGUUGAGGUAAAAGAUUGGUGCACGUGAUUUCAUUAGUUACCUACAGUAUAAUUAAAUAGAGAUACUGGACUUACGGCAUGAACCUGGAGGACGAGAUAGACGGGCAAAGGUGUGUUUGGUUGUGGCGACGGGGGGUAUGCUGCUGGACCACCACGAGGCCAUGAAGUGGUCUUUCCUGCGUGCGUUCCGAGACAAAUGUCCAAAACCUUAAUAAUCCGCAGAUCACUUUUCAUUAUUAUAACUCUUUUUAUUAUUAUAAUAUUUCAGUAUUUUAACAUAAUUCAGGUCUGUCAUGUGUCCGAUUCAGCCUCGUGUGUGGAGAAACAUGUUGUUUGGUGGUGACUAUUAUGAAUGUGCUGAUCAAUAAAAUUUAUUUACGGCCCAAAAAAGUUAACGGAAAGUGUAGCAUGCGUAUAGCCGGCGGUUUUAAGGUGAUGUGUAUGCGAGAUGGAAAUAAAAUCCGGAUUAUCUGGUUGGUUACUGUACAAUCAGAGCAACACGUUUUCUUUGUUUGAUUAUUUUGGAAAAGAACCAAUAAGAUUAAUAACGUGAAUGUUAUUUAGGUCAUAAAUCCAUUACCAAAGUUUGAAGAAACAAAGCGAGCACUUGCGAGAGGUCUUUACGACUUUGAAGAAGACGAUGAAGAAGAUUUACUUCAUUUUAAACAGGUUGGAUGAUUUUGCAAUACCCUAUUUUUUUUAGAUUUAUAUUUAGGCAGUGCGAGUUGUUGGUGGUACCGUAAUCCCGCAUAAAAUUGCACUUAUAAAAUGAUGCGGCUGAAGGCCAUAGUUGACAUAGUUAUACCACCUACAAUACAUGUUCAAUUUGAAAAAAAUACUUAAAUUAGUUCUUAUAUUUUUUUGUAAAACACAUAUAGCUCGCUUGCCCAUACGCUUUAGAUUGAAAACUGCACGAACUUCGUAUAUCAUUGGAUAUUUUUCUCGUACAUACUUGCACAUAUAUAUUAAAGAAACAUUAUUUGUGUUUAGGGUGAUAUUAUGACAGUUCUACAAAGAGUGGAUGCUAAUUGGUGUGAGGGAGAAAUUGGUGAUCGAUGUGGGAUAUUUCCUGUCAAUUUUGUUGAAGUACGAAAAUUUUAAAAUUUUGAAGAUUUGUUGCUUAACUGUUGCCUAACCGCUACCUGUACGAAAUUAACCACGCCCUUACCACAAACGGCAUGUUAGUUUUAACUUGCUUGAUCGGUACUGCAUGACCUAUCCUAUUUUCUGUGAGAACAAUUAGUUAAUUUUAGUCCUGUAUACAGUAUAUAUAGACUAUUAUACUAUUGAAUUUUAAAUAAGAGAUACUAUAUAUAUGCACGCACUUGGCACCCUCUCGGCCUUUACGUAUACAGUAUAAUUUCAAAUAGAUUUGCAGUACCAAUUAUUUUUAAAGACAACCAAAAGAUUGUAGUAUACAUAUACAAGUUUAAAAUAGGAGUGGCGUACGAUUGGAUAGUUUCUGGUGAUUUAUAUGAGUCUCUGAUGAAAAUGUAUACAUUUGACAAACGAGUAGGUUUUCUUAUCAUAUUUUCAUUCUGUUGCACGACAAUGCAUGCAGAGAAAGUGUCUCAAUUCGUAAUUUUACUAAAUUUUAAUAGCUCAAUCGUGCAGCAUCUUCAAUGGUCAGCACGAAUAAAAAUCCUGAACCUGAAACUCGACGUCAACCAAGCAUUCCCCAGACGAAAUCAGAAAUGCGUCAACCGCGACAGAAAGCUCAACCACACAGACCUCUCAGAAGGUCUCGAUCUAUUCCUCGAGAAAACCUGGAAACUGUUCGCAGACGAGUUCGCGACUUCGGUGAAACAAGUGACCCUAGUGGACAUGGAGGUCGUGUUCCGAACCAAAUCAAUCGACAUUCGUUUGAUGUUUUCUCAGUCGAUUAUUCUCGUGAUUUUAAUCCUCGGGAUGAAUCAUGCGAUGCAACUUCUAAUGUCGCAGCCAAUUGUCGUCCUAAUACUCGCCCAACAGAAUCCAGAGAACUGCAGGUAUAAAGUUAUGCCUCAGCAUGCACUAUAGUGCGAAUGACGUGAUGUAUGUAUAGUGCGCAAGGGAGGGCUAUAAAAACUAGACCAUUGCCAACCAAGAAACACCAAAUUACACUAUUCGCUUUUUAUUUCAAUAGUCAACACAGAAGUAUACUGUGUAUGCAUUCGAUGUCUACAGUACAUUCGCUCUCGUCGUAUAUGACCAAUAGCCACCAACUUAACUUGGUCUUAGAAGGGAGAACGGAAUUACGAUACGUCUCGCUGUUACUGUAAAUUGUCAUGACUAUUCUUCAUUUUAGGAGGAAAGACCUGCAUCUACGUUUACCACGACUAAUCGAUCCAGUCCAAUUGAUUUCCAGAUGAGGGAUGCAAAAACGUCAGAAUUGUAAGUAUCAAGAUUGUCGGGCAAAAGUCACAUCUCAUUGCAUGUGAACACAUUGUUUUAUUUGUAUCUACUUUUUAUAUCACAGAUACAUAGCUUUAUACAACUACAGACCACAAAAAAAUGACGAACUUGAGUUAAGUUCUGGAGAACAUUACAAAGUUCUAGAAAAAGGAGCAGAUGGAUGGUUUAAAGGUUUCCCCGUUCUAGGAAGGCAACAAGUUGGCCAUUUUCCAGGAAAUUAUGUUCGUCCUGUACGGUACGUUUUCCUUUUGCAUCCACAUUUGAUUAAAAUUCAAGUAAACCUUCACGCAAUUUACUUGUACUAGCUAUACAACAUUCUGGUCAUAUUGUACAGUAUAUAGUAUUAGCCCUUUUAAGAAUCAAGUCCUGUUUUGUUGUAAUUUCAUGCUAACUUAUAGUGAUAAGAGGCUGUGGCGUUGUGCGGUAUCCGCACGGGUUCUGCAAGACUUUAUAGGUUUAUGUUAUUUGAGUAGACCAUGUUAGUGGGACUGACUAUGUCGAUUUCAGUCACUUUUCCAUUUGAUAACAUACUGAUGAUUAUGAUUGAUGAUUCUGACGAUGAUUCUGUAACAGGAUCGAAAUAUAACCAUCUAAAUGUACGUCAUGUUUUAGCCUUCAAUGUCUGUUAUUCGCGGCUCCUGUUAUUGUUUUUGUCAUUUUAUUUUCAGAUAUUCUAAUGCAAACCAAGAAAAUAAUACAGACCAUGCAGUGCCAUUAAUUCAGCGACGUCGACAUAAGAAUAAUUUUCAAUCUUCAUUAAACCCUGAUUGUCGGUUACUUGUGCCAAGACCUCGACCGUUUUCUGAUAUCAGCAAUGAUUCCAACCAAGACUUGUCAAUAUCGCCACCUCUAACUCCUCCGCUGGUUGGAGCUAAACCACCUGUAAGUAUAAAAUGAAAUAUGAUACACCAGGUUACCGACAUCUCGCAACUAGGUUAAUGUAUAAUCCCUGCGGGAAAGAGAUUACACCGCUCGUUCGGCCUUGAGUCGACACUCCACUAUAUUGCGAGAUAAAAUUCAAAUUCCGCAUCUUUUAUGUGUCAAAACGCAGUGAAUCUAACGAAAAAUGUAGCCGUUGCUACAAAUUAUGAUACGAAACAAAGAACACUAUAAAUUAUGUCACCAUAUUUGCUCAUAACUUGGUAACCUCUACAGAGAAAAGAACAAUUUACAGAAAAUUACAACAGAUUACAGAAGCGGAAGUGGGAAGGUUCUUGUAUUUUGACUGUAAUAGAUCACUCUCGAUGAAGACACUAGACUGGAGCGUCGAAACGUUGUGCUGUGAAUGUAAACUGUUGGAGGAUUGCAUUUUCUACUUAAAGAAAUCAACGCCCACGUGCACGUCUAAUCCUCGAACGACAUUUCAUGCUACAGUAUACCGUGGCAGGUUCCAUAUUCAUAACAUAUAGUAGUAACAAAAUGUCACACAUUACAUUAGGUAAAUUGUCACGAAUUCUUGCUGUUUUAGAAACAAUCGUUAUUCCGAAGAUUAAGUAUUGGAAAAAAGAAAGAUCGUAGUAGCCCACAAACGGUUCAGGGGUAAGGUUCACGAGUGUAAUUCAUUUUACAUUUAAUUAAUGUGCAUAUGUUACAUAAAAUUUGGAUAACAAAUUCUUAUGUUUCAUUCAAAGAAGUAACCAACAAACCGACACGACUGUUCCAACAAGUUCUUCAUCUUCCUCGUCAAGAAUAACACAACCUGCAUUAUUUUCAAGAACACGAGUAUGUUUAAUUUCAUAUUAUUUACCUUCGAUUCAUUCUAAGAAACGUUGUGAUUGUUAUAUUGUCCCGAAGCAACUGAGAAGAAGAACAAUCAUCUUGCGUAGCCUAUUAAUCAUGCAGUCUAUAGUUAAGUAGUCGACCACACUGUCUUUGUAACUACAAAACAGCAAAAGCAAUUGCACGUUUCUUUUUUUAGUUUUUUUACAGCUGCAUUAAAAGAAAAUCUUAGUUUAGAGUAUAUGUUUACAACAAAACUUUAGAUUACUUAAAUUUCUAUUAUAAUAUAGAUUACUUGAAUAUAUAUUAACCUUUUUAAUUACUUUUAGAUGGACUCAAGACAAGGAUCCCGGAACUGUCCCAGUGGUAAAGAAAAGUAAGUUUAUAUUUUACGCUUCUAAUAUUUAUUUUACAUGAACACAUACAAUUAGUCAUUUAUUUUAAGUGCAUCCGUGCAGUUUCAUUUUCAUCACGCAUUAAUUUUUAUUGGGUCUGACACCUCUUCGAGGAUCUAAAGAGGAGGUUCACCAAGCAGAAACAAAAAUCGAAUGGAGGUGUUCCCAUUAUUGGUCAUGCUGUGAAUGCCUUCCUAUUUGUUCGUUUUGUGCGGGGCUUCGGUGGCGCGUUCGUCAGAUCAAGCGCCUUGAGUUCGCGGGUUCGAUUCUCGCUACGGAUUCAUGUGAAAAGAGUCGGUCAACGCUCUGCCGAAAGACGUGGUUUUCUCCGGGUGCUCUGGUUUCGUCCUACGGGGAAAGUUGACAGGGUGGAUUAGGAUAAACGCAGUUAAAAAAGUAAUAUCACAAUUGUUGUAAAGAUAAAAUAGUCUAGGCUAAUUAAGUACAUGUAAUUAGGUAUAAAAUGUAAAAGUAAGCGUAAUACUUGAUAUAAAGCGCAUUUGAACAUAUCCACAUGUAAGUUUGCGCUAUAAAAACGUUAAUCGUAAUCGUAAUUUUUCUGAAAUUGCUAAAUCUUGUGGUCACUGGUUUUCUCUCUUCUAUUUAUAGUAUAUACUUCUCUUCAGUACAUUGCAUCUCUGUCAUGUCUCUCAAUGUUUCCUUGGUCAUCGUUUUCACCUAUUCAGUCCUUGCAAGUGACAUAAUAACACAUAAUUCGACAUAAUUGUUUGACUUGCACCAUUUUGGGUGCCAACUGUUUAAAGCUAAAUAAUAUACACAUCGUCAAUUAGCCGUCGAGAUGUCGCAGGUUUGGUACAGCUCUAAAGCCUGGUUCACACAAUGAAAUAAGCAUAAGCACAAGCAGCGGAACCUUUGAUGUGCAUAAACGUAAGCAUAAGAAGAACAAAUGUUGCGUGCAGUAAUAAGUAAACAGCUCCCAUAGUGACUUGUGGGGUGGGAGGUUUUAUGCAUGAUGUUUAGUGAAAUGACUCGACUCGUGAAUUGACCUUUGGGUGACUCGACUCGUGACUCGACCUUUGGUUGACUCCUUACAACACUGGACUGCAAGACCUAAAUAUGGGAUUCCUGCGCCAAACGUAACAUUCCAAUCUCUGUACUCACGGGUAUGCCUGUACUAUAGUCCUUCUUUUGCUCUCAGGUUCCAUGCAGGUUUCCUCUUCAUGACUUGUCCUCAUGACCUGGUAUAUCGUUUGUAAUCUUAUACUUGUCAAUUUCUUACAUGACGUUAAUUUAUACAUUCAGAUAUGUCGUCAUAGCCAGCUACCCACCACACAGCGCAAUGGAGCUAGAGAUAAAGUUUGGUGAUAUUGUUUACGUCACAAGAAAGACAGGAAAUGGCUGGUACCAUGGAACAUUAGAAAGAAAUGGAAAAGUUGGUUUUGUUCCAAGUAGUUUCCUUCAAAAGAUUUAGAACUUAAGAUUUCGUUUGCAAUUAGGUAUAUAUUAUAUAUUUUGUUAAAUGGUUUACAUUUUCUGUGAUUUUAAUUUCAUGCUUGAGUUAGAAGUUCGAAGAAGGCGGUAAUGAAUGUAGUUUACCUAUUUGUUUUUUCUUUUUAGGGAAAGUGAACAUCAAGCACACAAUAAAAAAUGCAUGUCGCUUUCAAUAACCACAAUUUACAUUGUCCAAAUAAUUUCAUGAAAUACUGUACAAAAGAAAUAUAUUCAUAAUUCAUUAUAGUCGUCAUGCAUACAUAUUUUUUGUACAUAAAUAAAAACAUAUAUACAUUAAUAAGUAUAAUAAUCAAUAUAGCUAAAUUUUUACAUUUUAUAAUCGAUUAAAUAGUCCAAAUGUUGAGUUUUGGUCAAGUGACACGAGCGCGCUUGGUAUAUACUGUACUAACGGUUGCUAUUGCACGGUUGCUAUUGCGUUUUUUGUA